Brettanomyces nanus is the source of this 1383-nucleotide messenger RNA. RefSeq lists its product as uncharacterized. The transcript has a single exon. Bases 1 to 1383 code for a protein of 460 amino acids. Gene Ontology annotation, molecular function: cation binding; protein serine/threonine phosphatase activity. NCBI's taxonomy places the organism in Eukaryota, Fungi, Ascomycota, Pichiomycetes, Pichiales, Pichiaceae. The record is from RefSeq and is a predicted model, not a curated record. Gene Ontology annotation, biological process: protein dephosphorylation.
AUGGGUCAAAUCCUUUCACAGCCAAUUACUGAGAAGAGUAGUGAGGAAGGUGGCGAUAAGUUUCUCGCCUACGGUUUAUCUUGCAUGCAGGGUUGGCGUAUUUCCAUGGAGGACUCUCAUUCCACCAUUUUGAACAUGAAGAGUGUUGAGACCGAUGCCGCUGCCGCUGCGGACGGGGCAAUGGGACAGGAGGAAGAUAUUGCUAAACAGAUAGCUUACUUUGGCGUGUUUGACGGUCAUGGAGGAGAGAAAGUGGCACAGUUCACGGGAAGGAGUAUUCCUCGCAUCUUGAAACUGACCAAAGCUUUUGGUAAUAAGGAUUACAUCAAAAUGUUCAAGGACGGCUAUCUAGCAACUGACGUGGCUAUUUUGAACGACGAUGAACUCUCAAAGGAUCCAUCCGGUUGUGCUGCUACAUCCGUUAUAAUCACGAAGAAUGAGAUAAUCUGUGGUAACGCUGGAGAUUCUAGAACAGUUAUGUCCAUUUCCGGUAAGUGCAAACCAUUGUCUUUUGACCACAAACCAACCAACGAGGGUGAGAAAGCGCGUAUUGUUGCUGCAGGAGGAUACGUGGAUCUGGGUCGUGUAAAUGGAAACCUGGCAUUAAGUAGAGGUAUCGGUGAUUUCGAAUUCAAGAACGCUGCCGACUUACCUCCUGAAGAGCAGGCUGUGACGGCUUUUCCAGAUGUGCUUGUGCACGAUGCAACCAGCGAAGAUGAAUUCAUAAUACUCGCCUGCGAUGGUAUAUGGGAUUGCCUUACGUCUCAGCAGGCUAUAGAUUUUGUUAGACGCGGAAUUAAGCUAAAGCAAUCACUUACAGAGAUUUGCGAGACUAUGAUGGAUACCUGCUUGGCCCCAACUUCCGGCGGUUCUGGUAUAGGGUGUGAUAACAUGUCCGUCUGUAUCGUGGCUCUCUUAAAGGGUGACAGUUUAGAACGAUGGUAUGAUAAAAUUGCUGCUAAACUCACCGAUGAAGAUCUUUCACAGCUACCUACUCCUGACAACUUGUCUCUUGAUCUGUAUAAGGUGGACUUGAAAACCAAACAGCAACAGCAAAACACCAAAAGUGAGGAGGCAGCUGCGGCAGCGGCUUCCCGAAAUUCAUCUGUCACAGAUUAUGACGACGAAGAGGAUUCUGUGCUGAAGACGGGCGCCACAGGUGGUGCACCAAAUUUGAUUCAGCAGCUAUUAGCAGCGUCCAAUAUAUCCACCAACAAUGAUAUAAUCUAUUUGGAUUCUUCUGCUUCUUCUAUUUUACAGUCUUUGGGUGUUAUGGAAGAAGAUGAGGCUGACGCUGAUGGCGACAAAAAGAUGGAAGAGAUUACUGAUGAUGAUAACGACAAGAGCAAUGACGACGACGAGCCAUCCGAGAAGCCCGAGUAG